Molecule: messenger RNA, 792 nt
Organism: Phlebotomus argentipes
Lineage: Eukaryota; Metazoa; Arthropoda; Insecta; Diptera; Psychodidae
Product: general odorant-binding protein 99a-like
Exons: 2
Coding region: 107-529 (140 amino acids)
Biological process (GO): sensory perception of smell
Molecular function (GO): odorant binding
Source: RefSeq, a predicted model, not a curated record
AAAAGCACCAGUGCAGCUGAGCAGAAGCAGUUCUAGUUCCUUUGUCGCACCGUUCGAGUCUCACGUUAGGAAUCGUAUCCAUUUUUUUCUUAAUUCCGAAGCAACAAUGAAGGCUGUUCUUGUGGUUUACUUCGCUCUUCUGGCCAUGUGCUACGCCGAGUGGCGCAUCCAGACGGCAGAGGAUCUGGGCAAGUACCGGACCAAGUGUGUGGAGGAGCUGAAGAUCGAGGAGGCCGCCGUGACGGAGUACAGGAAGUGGAACUUCACAGAUGACGAGAAGACGCGAUGCUACAUCAAGUGCAUCUUCACCAGCAUGGAGCUGUUCAACGACGAGACCGGCUACAACAUUGAGCAUCUCGUGGAGCAACUGGGCCAGGGAGGUGACAAGGAGAAGGUGCGCGAGCAGAUCGUCAAGUGUGCCGAUGAGAAUCCCAACAAGGACGACAAGUGCACCUGGGUGUUCCGCGGCUUCAACUGCUUCAAGGCGAACCACCUGAGCAUCAUCAAGAUGAGCCUGAAGAAGGACUAGAGAACUCUCCCCCACAGACAUCACAAAAUCCCCCGCAGAUGCGAUACACACGUCUCACCCAGGCUAUCACACGCGAUGUUCAUUGAUGAAGGAAUUAUGAGUGGAAAGUUUUGUGGGUAAUUGAAUAAAUACUGUUGUCGCUGGACGAAUUGGUCUCUCCACUCCCUCGGCAAGCACCGGAUGCAUCAAUAUAGGAUUUCACCGGGCAAAUGCUCUCCAUUAUGUAAUUUCUUCCAAAUUAAAAUUUCACCUCGCAAUCAAAA